This is a messenger RNA of Diorhabda sublineata, 738 nucleotides long. RefSeq lists its product as uncharacterized. The coding region runs from base 1 to 738 and encodes 245 amino acids. Lineage: Eukaryota; Metazoa; Arthropoda; Insecta; Coleoptera; Chrysomelidae. The record is from RefSeq and is a predicted model, not a curated record. The transcript has a single exon.
AUGCGCUUAGAAAAAAUGGGCGAAUUGUUACCGGCAUUUGAUGCGAUUCAGAAUGAGAUAGAAUUUUUGGCGGAUGCGGCUGAGUUGGAAAAUCAGUUUACAGAACGUCAGAAUUUCGAGGAUAAUUUUUAUAGGUUUUCAAUGUUAGCGCGUAAUUUACUGACAAAACAUAAUUUCUAUGAGCUAGAUAAUGAAAAAGAAUCUGUAAGAUCGACUGCUUCAGGUUCAAGUUCCCAUCGUAGUAAAAAUGAACACGUGGCUCUAAAAGCAUUGCCAAAAUUUCCACCAAUUCCAAUUCCUACCUUUUCUGGAAAAUCUGAAAAUUGGCUGGAGUUCAGGGAUACCUUUUCUUCUUUGGUUCACAAAAAUGAAAGAUUGGAUAAUAUAGAAAAAUUUCAUUUUCUUAGGGGCGCAUUGGACGGAGACGUAAAACAGUUUAUUGGCACACUCGAAUUUUCUGAUAGUGGGUAUGAUGUUGUUUGGAACCUACUAUUAGAAAGGUUUAACAAUACUUUUUUGUUGGUUAAUAAUAACUUAAAAUGUUUGGUUAAUUUGCCAGAAAUACAAAAGGAAAAUGCUGUUGAUCUUCGGAAAAUGUUGGAUAUUUUAGUUAAAAAUCUUAGAUCGCUUAACUCAUUGGAGGUGAAUACAGAACACUGGGAUAUAUUGGUUAUAUUUUUAGCAUGUUCAAAACUUGAUUCGCAUACAAAAAGAGAGUGGGAGGAAGGAAAAUUUUGA